Messenger RNA from Drosophila innubila, 2160 nucleotides. It is a transcript of the gene Tat, whose product is annotated as tyrosine aminotransferase. Gene Ontology annotation, biological process: biosynthetic process; aromatic amino acid metabolic process. Bases 138 to 1607 code for a protein of 489 amino acids. The record is from RefSeq and is a predicted model, not a curated record. The transcript is spliced from 4 exons. Gene Ontology annotation, molecular function: L-tyrosine:2-oxoglutarate transaminase activity; pyridoxal phosphate binding. NCBI's taxonomy places the organism in Eukaryota, Metazoa, Arthropoda, Insecta, Diptera, Drosophilidae.
AACUGUGUUUCUUAAUACCGCAUAAGGUAGCAGAUUGGAUUUCUAAUGCUAGUCUGGAAUGAAAAACAGGAUACCAAUUUUACUUUUAUUUGAGUUGUGUACACAUUUUUUUAAUUUUUUUUUUUUUGUGAGCAUAAAUGAUUAUAGGCUGCCUGGUAAUAAUGCCUAGCAGUGUUGCAAACGAAGGCUACGAGUUUCAGAGCAGCAUCACAAGCCGUAAUAUUUCAAGUGGCUCCCCGGUGGUAGUCCCAAACGAUGUCGAUGCCGUGGACAAAUCAGCAAGUCAACUUGAUCUGGUGUCGCAGUCACUUGACCAGGUUGCUGUCAGCCGUCGUACUGGCUGGAAGGUGAAGGGAUCUGUAUUGUCUCUCAACACGCAUAACCGCAUUCGCAAUAUUGUCGAGGCUCUAAAAAUUAAUCCGAAUCCACAAAAGGCCAUGAUACCGCUGUCCAUAGGUGAUCCGACUAUCUUUGGCAACCUAAAGGCUUCCGAUGAAACAAUGAAAGCAGUACUGCGAUCAGUGGAGAGUGGCAAGUUUAAUGGCUAUGCACAUACGCAAGGCCAUGAGACUUCGCGUGUGGCGGUGGCCAAAUAUAGUGCACAUCAACGCACCGAUGGGGUGAUCAAUCCGAAUGAUAUUAUACUUUGCAGCGGCUGCUCCUCGGCGUUAGAAUAUUGUAUUUUGGCGCUGGCAGAUAGCGGACAAAACGUCCUGGUUCCGCGGCCUGGAUUCUGUUUGUAUCAUACGCUUACAGAAGGCUUAGGUAUUGAGGUGCGCUACUAUGACCUGUUGCCUGAGCAACAGUGGCGUGCCGAUCUGAAGCAGUUGGAGAGUCUUAUCGAUGAGAACACAGCCGCACUGUUGAUCAACAAUCCAAGUAAUCCUUGUGGCAGCGUCUUUGAUGAAGCGCAUCUGCUGCAACUUGUGGAUAUAUGUGAGCGUCAUUACCUACCUAUUAUUGCCGACGAGAUCUAUGAGCACUUUGUAUUCCCGGGCUCUCGUCAUGUGGCGGUCAGUAGUCUGGCACGCGAGGUUCCUGUGCUCUCCUGCGGUGGGCUGACCAAACGCUUUUUAGUGCCAGGCUGGCGAAUGGGCUGGAUUAUCGUACAUGAUCAGCACAAACGUUUGGGUAGUGCAACAACGGGCUUAAAGAAUAUGAGUGGCCGGAUUCUAGGCUCUAAUUCUAUCAUUCAAGGUGCUCUACCCGAUAUACUAUCAAAGACACCGCAGAGCUACUUUGAUGGAGUAAUUGGAAUACUCUACUCAAACGCUCAAUUGGCAUAUAAUUUAUUAAAGAAAGUCAGCGGAUUGAUUCCCAUCAUGCCCAGCGGAGCUAUGUACAUGAUGAUUGGCAUUUCCAUCGAGUGUUUUCCUGAUUUCAAGGACGACACACAUUUUGUGCAGGAGCUGGUUAAUAAGCAAAGUGUCUUCUGUCUGCCCGGCAGCUGUUUUGAAUACUCGGGCUAUUUUCGUAUUGUUCUUACAGUUCCAGCUACUAUGAUUGAAGAAGCCUGUAAUCGCAUUGCCGAGUUUUGUGAGAUGUACUACAAAAAAGACACUGAGGUGCUCAUCAAGCAUAUCCUAUUGGAUGAUGAAAAUGUGUAGAGUGAUAUGUUAUAUGUAUGAUUUGGAGCUGGCACUGGGACUUUUACAGAAACUGGUCGCAUGAUGUUGUUAAAUGCUUGAGGCUAGUGGUGUCCAAAUGUAGAAUAAAGUAGUCUAUAAAAUACUAUCAAAUGUAAUAGGAAAAAGUAUUUUAUGGCCUACUUUGAACACCACUGCUUUAGGCAACAAUAACUUGAUUUUUAUAGACAAAGGCAAUAAUUAUACAACAUUACCUUACUCGUAUCACAGAAUAUUGUUAAAAAAAAAAUGGCAAAGAUCGAAGAAUGCAUGUGUAGGGAAAUCCAAAUGUCAUUUAAGAAAAAGGGAUUCUUCUAACUAAUAAAAACAACUUUUGAAGCUUACCCGCAGUUUCGUUUGUAGAACAGUAUGAUGUAAAAUGUUAAAAUUUGUUAAAUAUGAAUAAAAAUGAAGUGAUUAAUGAAGAAAACUAAAACCAAAUGUUGUAUAAUAUCCACACCACUACAGAAGUAGACGAAUUAUCGUAUCUUCCAAAAACAAAAACCUCUUUAGUGGUAAAAGUCUAGUGACGAAA